Cariama cristata (Red-legged seriema) is the source of this 1444-nucleotide messenger RNA. RefSeq names its product arginyl-tRNA synthetase (gene RARS1). The record is from RefSeq and is a predicted model, not a curated record. Gene Ontology annotation, biological process: arginyl-tRNA aminoacylation. Gene Ontology annotation, molecular function: ATP binding; arginine-tRNA ligase activity. NCBI's taxonomy places the organism in Eukaryota, Metazoa, Chordata, Aves, Cariamiformes, Cariamidae. The annotation marks the transcript as partial. The transcript has 10 exons.
GUGGUGGUGGAUUUUUCAUCCCCUAACAUUGCAAAGGAGAUGCAUGUUGGCCACCUGCGGUCUACGAUCAUUGGAGAAAGUAUGUGCCGACUGUUUGAAUUUGCAGGUUAUGAUGUUUUGAGGUUAAACCAUUUAGGAGAUUGGGGCACCCAGUUUGGAAUGCUCAUUGCUCACCUCCAAGACAAAUUUCCGGAUUACUUAACUGUUUCUCCUCCUAUUGGGGAUCUCCAAGCUUUUUACAAGGAAUCCAAGAGGAGGUUUGACACAGAGGAGGAAUUUAAGAAACGUGCCUACCAAUGUGUGGUGCUGCUGCAGAGCAAAAACCCGGACUUCAUUAAGGCAUGGGAACUGAUCUGUGAUGUGUCGCGGAAAGAGUUCCAGAAAAUCUACAACUGCUUGGACAUCACACUCGUAGAGAGAGGGGAAUCAUUCUACCAUGAGAUGAUGAAAGACAUCGUGAAAGAAUUUGAAGAUAAAGGAUUUGUCCAGGUUGAUGAUGGCCGGAAGAUCGUGUUUGUCCCAGGUUUCCCUGUCCCCUUGACGAUCAUGAAAUCGGAUGGAGGUUACACAUAUGACACAUCUGACUUAGCUGCUCUUAAACACAGGCUAUGUGAAGAGAAGGCUGAUAUCCUUAUUUAUGUUGUCGAUAGCGGCCAGUCGGUGCAUUUACAAACAGUGUUUGCAGCUGGACAGAUGAUCGGCUGGUAUGAUCCCAAAGUAACCAGAGUGGCCCAUGCUGCGUUCGGAGUGGUGCUGGGAGAAGACAAGAAGAAGUUCAAAACUCGUUCAGGGGAUACAGUGCGUCUUAUAGAUCUGCUGGAAGAAGGGCUGAAACGAGCUAUGGACAAGCUGAAAGACAAGGAACGGGACAAGGUCCUCACGGCAGAAGAGCUGAAAGCUGCCCAGAUGUCAGUCGCUUUUGGAUGUAUUAAAUACGCAGAUCUCUCCCACAACAGACUAAAUGAUUACGUAUUCUCCUUUGACAAGAUGCUGGAUGACCGAGGAAAUACAGCUGCUUAUUUGCUGUAUGCCUUCACACGGAUCAGGGCUAUUGCUCGCCUGGCCAAUAUUGAUGAGCAGAUGCUGCGGAAGGCAGCCAGGGAGGAGGUGCUUAUCCUUGACCAUGAGAAGGAGUGGAAACUGGGCAAGUGCAUCCUGAGGUUCCCCGAGAUCCUGCAGAAGAUCCUGGAGGACUUGUUGUUACACACGCUCUGUGACUACCUGUAUGAGCUGGCCACCACCUUCACAGAGUUCUACGACAACUGCUACUGCGUUGAGAAGGACAGGCAGAGCGGCCAGAUUGUGAAGGUGAACAUGUGGAGGCUGCUGCUGUGUGAAGCCACUGCCACCGUCAUGGCCAAAGGAUUCGACAUCCUGGGGAUCAAGCCUGUGCAGAGGAUGUAGCGGUUCCCUGUGGGGUGACAAUAAAGGGACUAAACAACUG